Molecule: messenger RNA, 2298 nt
Organism: Closterium sp. NIES-67
Lineage: Eukaryota; Viridiplantae; Streptophyta; Zygnematophyceae; Desmidiales; Closteriaceae
Source: the annotation of a GenBank genome assembly
GGAUCCACCCUCGCAGCAUCACCGCCUCACCCCCCCCGCACCCACACAGAUAUCUAUCGAGCCGAGCUUUUGCAGACAGGAACAUAAAACCGUCCAUUCUUGGAGUAAGGGAGGAAGGCCAUCCACCUCAUUCGCAAAGAACACAAGUAGUAUCUGCCUCAAUCAAUAAUCUCGAUUUUCCACCCUUCUGGACUAAUCUCCUCAGUAAAAAGCACACACACGACUUUUACGCAGCCAGUCACCAUGGGUCGCCACAUCACCGUCGCUGCGCCCUGGCUUCUAGGACUACUCAUCGCAGCAUUCGCAACGCUUGGAACAACGGACUCUGGUCUCGUGCGCGACCCGAGCUUCGAGCAACUACAGCACUCGACGGCCUCAGGCAGCUCCGCCACCGGCUGGCAUCUAUGGUCGUUCGCGCGUCCGGUCUGCUCCCCCGCGUCAUCAUCCGCCGCCUCCGCCACAUCGCGUCUCGACAUCCGCCCCCCUUCCUCCGACGCCCCUCCGCCGUACGAUGGCGACUGCGCGCUGCAGCUCGGCGGCUGCGACAACCCGAGCCACUGCUUCUGGGGCGCGGCGGAGCAGUCCGUCCCCACGGAGCCGGGCCGGCGGUACCGCCUGAGCUUCUUCUUCGCGGGGCGGCAGCCGCUGCAGCGCGCGCUGCUCAUGCAGGUGUCCUUCGGCGCCGCCAACGCCACGUUCUCCGCCGCUGACGCCGCUCGCGUGGACGCGAACGGGUACGCGCGUGGCACGCUGGAGGUGGCGGCGAGCGGCGCCGCGACGGCGGUCAUGUUCACGGUGCUGACGGCGGAGAACAGCACUAUCGUCGAUGCCGUGUCGGUCGAGCCCAUCGACGGCCCUGAUGCCUCCGCCUCCCCCUCGCCGCUCUCCUUGGCGCUGAUGAUCGCCGUGCCUGUGGCUGUGGUGGCCGCCAUUAUCGUCGCGCUCUUCGUCAUGUACCAGUACCGAGGCUCUCCAGCGGCCGGCAAGGGGCUGUCGUUCGAGGACGGCAUGGACUCGGCGGUGCCGGCGACGCCGUCGUCCAAGUCCAAGUGCGUGCGCUUCACCUUCGACGAGCUCCGCCGCGCCACCAGCGGCUUCAACGUGCUGCGCCGCCUCGCCGCGCCCGCCAGCACCAGCGGGGCGUACGGCGCAGUGUUCCGCGCGGAGGCGCCCGGCGGGCUGGAGUGGGCGGUGAAGCGCUUCCACCGCUUCAACUGGGGCGCGGCGGGCGCGGGCGACUGCGAGCCGUCGUUCGUGGACGAGGUGGAGGCGAUCGCGCGGCGUUCGCACCGCAACAUCGUGGGCAUCGUCGGGUUCUGCUGCGCGGGCAGCGAGCGGCUCGUGGUGUACCAUCUCAUGCCGCACGGGUCGCUGCGCGAUAACCUGCUCGCCGCCGGCAAUUCUCCCAUGCCCCUGCACCAGCGCGUGCGCGUGGCGAUUGGCGUGGCGGAGGGUCUGGCGUGGAUGCACUCGCAGCGGCCUAGGCUGAUGCACCGCAACCUCAAGCCCUCCAACAUCAUGCUCACCGCCGACGGCCAGCCCAAGAUCGCGGACUUCUGUUUCGUGCACCACGGCGAGGGCGCGCGCCUGAACCCCGUGCCGCAGGCGCUCAGCGAGGAGGGCUACCGCGACCCCGCCACGCCGCUGCUCGCGCCCUCCGCGCUCACCCCGCAGCACACGGACGUGUACAGCUUCGGCGUGAUUGUCCUGGAGCUGAUCACCGGGCGGCGGGCGGUGGUGCCUGACCCUGACGACGCGGACAACAGGCUACGGAUCACAGAAUGGGCGGUGCACUAUGUGCAUGAGGGCGACGUGCACCUGAUCGCGGACCCGCGGGUGUUCUCGCGUGCCUUUGCAGGGGCGUUCCAGCUGCUGGGGCAGAUUGCAGCGGACUGUGUGCAGGAGGUGGUGGAGCAGCGGCCCAGCAUGCGCGACGUGCGUGAGAGACUACUGGCUGUGGAGGCGGAGCACUUUGGGGAUAAUAGAGGCAUGAGCUCGGGCGUUGUCGUGGCCGGCUUGACAGAAGUGAGAGUGGAUGACGAUGGGAGGAGAGACUGAACGGAGCAGUAGGUGCUGCAGGCAUGUGUUUGUUGGGUUAGGCUAUGCUCUCACCCUUGCCUGGAAAGGAGCUGUGUCACUGUGUUGGUUUCUGGGGAGCCGGUAUGGCGCAAGGAGAGGCUGCUAUACUUCACAUUCCGGGUAGGAUAUGGUUCUCCCUCCUUUUUGCAUGCAAGUGCUGCCUUGUAUUGUAACCCUUGCAAUGAAAGCUUAUAUACGUAAUAAUGGGGAAGAGGAAGA